GAAAAUAGACCGUAUUCAUUCCAACUUCCAAGUCAAUUCUUGGCCAAAACCCUUAAACCCUGAAGAACAAACAACAAGGCAUAUGUGGCGCCACUGCCGACACAAACGACCGCAAUCCGCCGCUACCCGCCCCUCCUCCGCCCAUGAAUUCUGAUUCACGCUACCCAUAAGCAAUGUUGAUCUUCUCCAAGUUCAAGAAAUCAUUCUCUCCUUGCUCCUCCGCCUUCCGCCGAACCACUAACAAUUCUCUCCGAUCAUUUUCCGUAUCUUCCAACCUACAAGGUCUUCGUUUCUGUAUCUGGGUUGCACUCAAAUUCGACACUUUUACCGACGAACCCUAUAACAUGGUUAGUGAUAUCCUUUCCUGUAACAAUUGGCAUUCUAUUUACUGGGAAGCUCUUGAGCUUCUCAAUAAAAAAGGAAUUUUGUUAACUUCAGAUUCCGUUAGAGCUUUAGUUAGGUCUUAUUCUCAUUUGGGUCACACCGAUAAAGCUAUAGAGGUGUUCGGUAGAAUGCGCGAAUUAGAUGUUAUUCCUGAUGCUCAUAUUUAUAACACAAUUUUGAGAGAUGUGUUGAGAAAACAGUUAUUUGAACUUGCUUCGGCAUUGUAUACUACUAUGGUUAAAUCCAAUGUUGUUCCUAAUUUAAAUACUUAUAACAUGUUGAUUGAUGGGUUUUGUAAAAGUGGUAACAUGGCGGGUGCAUAUGAGAUGCUUAUCGAAAUGGAAAAGGUUAAUCUUACUCCUGAUGUUGUAACGUAUACUUCGGUUCUUUAUGGCUCAUGCCAGGCGAAAAAUGUGGAUAAGGCACGGAAUGUGUUUAAUGAGAUGAAAAUCAUGAAAUGUCCGCCGGAUAUUGUUUCUUGUAAUGUUAUGCUGAAUGGGUAUUGUCAGAUGGGGAGGUUAGAUGAAGCACUUUCUUUUGUACUGUCGAUGAAGACAGAUGGUUUCUCACUUAAUCGAAAUGGCUAUUGUUCUCUUCUUAAUGCAUUUUUUAGAGCUAGGAGAUAUAGUGAAGCAUACGCGUGGUAUGCAAGGAUGUUUAAGGAGGGUAUUGCGCCUGAUGUUGUUAUGUACGCCAUUAUGAUGCAUGGUCUGUCGGAUGAAGGUAGGGUUGUUGAAGCUGCUAAGAUGUUAGAUGAGAUGACUCAGAUAGGUUUAAUUCCUGAUGCUUAUUGCUACAAUGCAAUAAUUAAAGGUUUAUGUGACAUAGGUCUUUUCAAUCAAGCGCAAUCUCUUCGUCGUAAGAUUUCCGAGCACAAUGUUUACACCCACACGAUUAUCAUAUCUGAAAUGUGCAAAAGAGGAAUGAUUGAUGAAGCACAGGAAUUAUUUAACCGGAUCGAGAAGCUUGGAUGCGUUCCUUCAGUUGUGACCUUCAAUGCGCUUAUAGAUGGACUGUGCAAAGCCGAUAAACUUAAGGAGGCAUACCGUUUAUGUUCCGAUAUGUGGAGACAAUAUUGGUUAUCCUCAAGGGGUCCUGAUCUCCAGGAAAAGGUGGAGCAAAUGUUUGCGGCCGGGCAAUUUUUGAAUGCUUACGAUUAUGUCACUCUUACCAAUAGUAGGGUUAAGCCUGACAUUAUUACAUACAACAUUCUAAUCAAUGCCUGUUGUAGGGCUGAUGAGAUUGAAUUUGCUUUUCACCUUUUUAAGGAACUGCGAACGAAUGGUCUCUCACCUGAUAGUGUUACUUAUGGGACACUCAUUAAAGAGUGUUUCAUAGUUGACAGUGAAGAAAAAGCCUUUAACAUUUUGGAGCGUAUGCGGGAGGCUGGCUGUGAACCUACCCUUUCAUUUUAUAAAACACUUAUGACUUCGUUAUGUAAAAAUCGCAAGGUCUCUCCGGCAUUAAGUCUUUAUUUGAAAUAUUUGAAGAGCCUCCCAAGUCGGGACAAUGAUUCAAUCAGUGCUCUAGAGGAAUAUUUAGUUGGAUGGAAAUUGGAUGGAGGAAAAUUGGAACAAGUGAUUCGAGGUUUACUUGAACUGGACUUCAGGGCCAAAGAUUUUAAAUUAGCUCCUUACACAAUUCUACUUAUUGGAUUCUGUCAGGUAGAAAAAGUACGUGAAGCAUUAAUUAUAUUCUCUGUUCUUGGCGAGUUCAAUAUCAAAAUCAACGAUACAAGUUGCGUACAUUUGAUCAGAGGUCUUUGUAAGGAAAAUAACAUAUAUGACGCAGGAAUAAUAUUUCUCUACAGUCUUGACAAAGGUUUCAUGUUGAAGCCAAAAAUUUGUUAUCAACUCUUUGUGCGUCUUCUUGAUUCCCAAUAUAAGUUGGCAGUUUAUCUUAUUGGCAGGAUGAAAUCUUUUGGAUACCGUUUAGAUUCAUUAGAAAUUGCAUUACAGUGUCUCGUUGACGCCAAUACAAAAAGAAAGAAAAUAAAGUCUGUUCUCAGUAGAGAUUAAAUUACAUUUACUGAUUCAGAUGAACAGGUUUCUGUAUGGGUCUCUUCAGUGAAUAUCCUCAGUUAGGAAAAUGGUCGUGAAUCAAGAGACUCACUAUACUUUGUGAUGAACCAAAGGGCUAAUGUUGUCAGGGAAAACUUUUGUGCUCUAUUGUUCCGCAUGGUUUGUUGUAUGCCUCAGAGCCUCGAGCAAAUGUCGGCAAAGAAGAUUAGAAGACAGAAAGCAGACUGCCAAUUCCCAUGUGAGCAUUAGUUGUGGUGAUAUCUCAUAAUAUACACUGGUAGGUAAGGGCAUCUUUCUUUAGGAUAGUCAUUGUCUAUUCUGAAUGAGAAAUUCUCCUUGCUAAUAGUAUAUUUCACGGGGUUUCUAUUCGAUGUCCGCAUCCUUUUGGCAUUUAAACAUGCAAGGAUCACAACUGAUACAUAAAGUUUAGACAAUAUUACCUGUUCGUUGUAAUUUGUAACAUGUAUCAAAAUGCCAGGUUUGUUUUGUGAAUUUUUGCUUAGCUUAAGUCAUAUUGGCAAUUUUAUAUGAUGUUCUAUAAUCCUUGUAUGUUAGUCCAAUGGAUGGAGCUGAAAAAAAUUUGCUCACACAUCACACUUCAGUGGGAAGAAUUUUCUAAAUUAUACCCAAGUAACAAUAUUUCCUAUAUGAUACUUAAAUUAAAUUCUGCAUUUGGGUGGUUUUAGAUCUUCCAAGAAGAAUUUUUUUAUUGUUUUCCCUUGUAAUUGGUUAUUGUCUUCUUUCUAAACAAGAUCUUCAAAUUUAAUUUGAUUGCGCCUAUUCCUGAGUUUGACAUCCUAGUGUGGAGCCUAAGAUCUUUUGUAUUUUAGGCAGGUUUGAUUAGACCACAGCGUGCCCGAGGAGCGAAGAAGAAUAACAAUGGGGGUAGAAAACAAAGACGCAGAGAUUGUAAAAACACGUAUCGACAAGAGGAGUUACAGAAGAAUCGUUCUCCGUAACUCUCUUCAAGUUCUCCUCAUCAGCGAUCCCAAUACUGAUGAGUGUGCUGCUUCCAUGAGCGUUGGCGUCGGUUACUUCUCUGAUCCUGCUGGUCUUGAAGGCCUCAUGCAUUUCCUAGAGCACAUGCUGUUUUAUGCUAGUGAAAAGUACCCUGUGGAAGAUAGCCACUCCAAGUAUAUUACCGAGGUUUAAGGAUGUCUUAUCUUUUUGUAUCAUCAAAUGGAAGAAGCACUGAUGCUUUUACAUCUUCUGAGAACACCAAUUAUUUUUUUGAUGUAAACAAUGGUUUUGAAGAGGCUUUGGACAGUGGGUGGAGCAUAUGUUGAAGAGGGUCGGGUAGACAAAGCGUGCAAGGUGUGCACCAAGGGUGAAGCAAGCUUGGAAGAUAUGUCGAUGUAGCAUGUCUAGAAGAGAAGACCAAAACUGGAACCGUUUACAAGACUCUUCUCUUUAUGAUCAUAGAUAUUUUCUUCCUCAACACCAACAUGCGUCGAAUAUAUGCCUGCCUCACUGAGCCUCUUGCACCAUUCUUCCUCAACACCAACAGCAACUUCAAUUCCGGCAGCUCUCAAUCUAUCGACCCCCUUGGAUUCACCAUCCCAACAACCUUUUUAACUUUGGCGAGCUUCAGUACAGGGUGGAGUGAGGCCUCCCAAAAUGAUUUGAUUACAAGGCUCUAAACUGACAUAAGCUGUUGCAUUCUCUGCCACAUCACCAUCAGCAUCUCUCGGAGCAAAACCUGAAAAACACAGGUACAUAUUCUGAGAAAGACUAGAACCAAACAGUAAAACAUGGAUGAUCCAUUCACCAGAAAAAAGAAGAAAAAAUAUGUAUGUCCCUGGCUGGAUGUCUCACAAAAAUCAUGAUUUAAAUUCAAAUUAUGCUGGAUGUCUCGCAGAUUUAGAUGAAAUCAUUUGAAUUGCUUAGAACUCUAAAUUAUCUGAAAUUUUUAAUUACUUCAUUCAAACACAAUCCAGAAACCAGGUUUCAUGAAGAAUUUCAUGUGAAUUUUCGUACUCGUGUUAAUGGGA
This is a messenger RNA of Trifolium pratense (red clover), 4396 nucleotides long. RefSeq names its product pentatricopeptide repeat-containing protein At1g79540-like. The transcript has 6 exons. Bases 174 to 2402 code for a protein of 742 amino acids. Gene Ontology annotation, molecular function: protein binding. The record is from RefSeq and is a predicted model, not a curated record. NCBI's taxonomy places the organism in Eukaryota, Viridiplantae, Streptophyta, Magnoliopsida, Fabales, Fabaceae.